GUCGAGUACAAUCUUAAUGUCUUAGUUGAAUAUUUAUGUCACAGUAUUGAGUUAACAGUUGAUAUUGGUUUGUAUGACAAUGAGCACCAGUUCGUCUAACCUUCUUGAACUUAUGCCAAGAAAACGCCAACGAUCCACUGACAAUUGGGCCACAAGCGUGUUAGAAUGUGGUGUUUGUGGAGAACAGUUUUCCUUGUCUGGGGAGAAAGUUCCAAGAUUAUUGCUGUGUGGUCAUUCAUUCUGUCAUGAUUGCCUUACAAGGUUACCUGUACAGGCUCACACACUGGUGUGUCCAAUGGAUAGACAAAUCACUGAUGUUGGAAGCGGUGGAGUUUGGGGUCUUAAGAAAAACUUUGCACUCAUUGAGUUAAUGGAAAAACUUCAACUUGGUGGGACCAGAAUCAAUUUAUCAAAAAGCGAUACUCCUUCUAAUAGCAAGGUUGAAUCAAGAGAUAAUGAAGAUAAAAAAAUUGUGUGCUGUGAUGAAGAUGAGAAACAUGCAGCCACCUUAUAUUGUUUAGUCUGCUGCACAAACCUGUGUAAUGCAUGUUCUACUUCAACACAUUCUACCAAAACACUUUCAAAGCACAGGCGGAUUAGUCUUGAAGAUAAACCCCAGCAACCUGCCAUGUGUCCACUGCACCAGACACAUGCGUUGGAAUUCGCUUGCUUGGAAGAAGGCUGCCAAUAUAGUCCCGCGAUGUGUUAUCUUUGCAAAGAACACGGGAAACAUAAAGGCCACCAGCAUAAUCUUAUCGAAGUUGUUGCACGAUCUGCGAGGUCAACGGCAGCCGAAGCAUCUGAGCGAGCAAGCGCUUUUCUGGCACAGGUUGUGGAGCAUAUUAUGCGAAGCCAGGCUGCCUUGGAUCGAAUUGAGGGAGGGACAAGGCUUUCUACAAGCCAGAGUGGUGUGGUGGAAAGACAACAGUAUUCUGGAAGUGCUGAGAGCGCACGAACCUGUGUUCGAGAUUAUUUCUGUCGUCUCCGGGAGUCUCUUGCCUCUCAGGAAGAAGUCGCCAUCUCAACAUUGGACACACACGUCCGCAACCGCAUCACGGCACUUCGACGCCUCCACGACGAUGCAACAGCUCUGCGCUCACAAAUUUCUACAGCGCUUUCCCAUUGCAACAAUGUGUCGCACCAGGACGAUUGCAGCAUACUCGCCUCCCGUUCCGAGGUUGAUGCGCUGGAUCACAUGCUGGACCAACAACAACGACAAUUCACUGAACAAACUGUCGCAGCUUCAGAGACACUAGAUCCUUCUAUACCUGUAACGUUUACGAAGGAUAAUCGAAUUCACAUCGGUCGUAAACUGGAGAUUAGAAUAGUGACUUUGGGACUUGAUGGUGCCGGGAAAACCACGCUGCUGUUUAAACUUAAACAAGACGAAUUUAUGCAGCCAAUCCCCACUAUAGGGUUUAACGUGGAGACGGUCGACUACAGGAAUCUACGUUUUACUGUGUGGGACGUAGGCGGUAAGCAUAAACUAAGACCACUGUGGAAGCAUUACUAUCUCAACACACAAGCCGUGCUUUUCGUGGUUGACUCAUGCGACACCCAGCGGUUUGAGGAAGCCCACACUGAGCUAGCGAAGCUGAUGAGUGAGAAAGACUUACGUGAAGCGGCACUGCUGGUGUUGGCAAACAAACAAGACCUUCCAGGAGCUGCAAGCUGUGAUGAGGUUGCUGCUAGGUUAAAUUUACACAAGUUGUGCUGCGGUAGAUCAUGGCGUGCCAUACCUUGCGAUGCGUCCUCGGGUGCUGGGCUCGAGGAAGGUUUGCUCUGGCUUUCACGACAGCUAGUAGCAGCAGGCGUAUUAGAAGUCCCAUGAGGCACUUACUGUUAUUUAAAACCAACUUGUUUCUACUUUCCGCUGUAAUUCGAUUUUACACUGAAAGUGUUAUUUUUUUCGUUUUCCUUUUUUGUUAAGUUUUUACUUCAGCUUAGGUCGUAAAACCAACUGUGUACUGUAAGGUUUGCGUACAUCGUUACCCACCCUUUCGGUCUCCAGUAUUUUAGUAUUUUAGCGCUGCUUGCAGUGUUACCGCAGUUCCAGACCGCUGGUGAAACGAUUUUGAACAAUCUUGGAAAGUUCCAUUAGGCUAUUUGUCAUUUUGCAUUUUUUCUUAUAAAAAGUUUUGAAACAUUCAGUAUGACUAAUUUGUGUCUCACUUCAACGCUUUUGUAAUCUAAAUUUUAAAACCUAACAAACUUCUGACACAUUAUAUUAUGGCCACAUUA
This is a messenger RNA of Ciona intestinalis (vase tunicate), 2241 nucleotides long. NCBI's taxonomy places the organism in Eukaryota, Metazoa, Chordata, Ascidiacea, Phlebobranchia, Cionidae. The record is from RefSeq.